Molecule: messenger RNA, 383 nt
Organism: Podarcis raffonei (Aeolian wall lizard)
Lineage: Eukaryota; Metazoa; Chordata; Lepidosauria; Squamata; Lacertidae
Product: NADH dehydrogenase [ubiquinone] 1 alpha subcomplex subunit 1-like
Exons: 2
Source: RefSeq, a predicted model, not a curated record
GGGUGAAGUCGUGUGGCAGCUCGGCUCACUGAGAGGUCACCAGGGUUGCGGAAGGAAAGAGCCGUGCAGCCGUCAGGAUGUGGUACGAGAUCUUGCCUAGCUUGGGCCUCAUGUACAUGUGCUUGGUCAUCCCUGGCGUGAGGACCGCCUACAUCCACAGAUACACCAACAGGGGCAAGGAGAAGAGAAUUGCUUGGAACACCUAUCAGUGGUAGCUGUUGGAGUGAGACAAGCGUGUGUCUGGAGUAAAUCAGUACUAUGACUCCAAGGGUUUGGAGAACAUUCACAUUAAGUGUCUCCACCCCCAUCGAAGAGGGGAGAUUGUUAUCAGGACUGCAGGAGUGUGGGGAGGGGAGCUUGAAACCUUUGCUUACCCAACGUGA